Messenger RNA from Fulvia fulva, 1785 nucleotides. Its product is annotated as Iron transport multicopper oxidase fetC. NCBI's taxonomy places the organism in Eukaryota, Fungi, Ascomycota, Dothideomycetes, Mycosphaerellales, Mycosphaerellaceae. Gene Ontology annotation, biological process: cellular response to iron ion starvation; reductive iron assimilation. Gene Ontology annotation, cellular component: high-affinity iron permease complex. The record is from RefSeq and is a predicted model, not a curated record. The transcript is spliced from 5 exons. Bases 1 to 1785 code for a protein of 594 amino acids. Gene Ontology annotation, molecular function: copper ion binding; ferroxidase activity.
AUGGCUCGAACGGUGGCAGCCAUGGCCGCGCUGGCAGGUCUCGCUACGUCGGCAACUGUCACACACGACUUCAACAUCACUUGGGUGAAUCGUAAUCCAGAUGGCCAAAUGGAGAGACCUGUCAUCGGUAUCAAUGGCGAAUGGCCGAUACCAGUGCUGAACUUCACGAAAGGCGACAAUGUAGUUAUCAACAUGAACAACCAGCUUGGCAACCAAAGCACGAGCUUGCACUUCCACGGACUCUUCCAGAACGGCACGAACGAGAUGGAUGGUCCUGUCGGCGUAACACAAUGUGAUGUGCCUUCCGGAUCCACCUUCACGUACAACUUCACAGUUGACCAGCCAGGCACCUACUGGUAUCACUCACAUAGCCGUGGCCAGUAUCCAGACGGUCUCCGAGGCCAAUUCGUAGUGUACGACCCAGACAGUCCCUAUACGGAUAUGUACGACAAGGAACUCUCAAUAACACUUUCGGACUGGUAUCACGAUGAAAUGCCCGGCCUCAUCAAGAAGUUCAUGAGCGUGGAGAACCCAACCGGCGCAGAACCUGUACCAAACUCUGCCUUGAUGAACGAGACACAGAACUUCAAGCUGGCGGUCGAGCCCGGCAUGCGAUACUUCUUCCGUAUGACGAACGUAGCGGCAUUUGCUGGUCAAUACUUCUGGAUCGAAGGGCACAGCCUGACCAUUAUCGAAGUCGACGGCGUUUAUACCGAGCCUGCUGAAGCUGAGAUGAUAUACAUAACAGCCGCCCAACGUUACGGAUUCAUCGUCACGGCGAAGAAUGACGCGUCUGCGAAUUUUGCCAUGGUCGGCAGCAUGGACACUGAUCUGUUCGAUGCAUUCUCACCCGACUUGCAGUACAAUGUCACCGGCUGGCUUGUGUACGACGAGCAGAAGCCUCUUCCCGAGCCAGCUCUGCUCGAUAGCUGGGAUGCGCAAUAUGACGAUGUCGACUUGGUACCGCAGGAUGGCAUGGAAGUCCUCGGUCAUGUUGACUAUUCCUUCAACCUCAAUCUGUCCAUGAACAACCUCGGCGACGGGGCUAACUAUGCCUGGUUCAACGACAUCACCUACGUAAGGCCAAAGGUACCCACGCUGUACUCCGCACUUACGACCGGCACUUUCGCGGACAAUGCGACAGUCUACGGUCGGGACACCAACUCUUUCGUACUCCAGCACAAUCAGAUCAUCGAGAUUGUGCUCAACAACAACGACCCAGGCAAGCACCCGUUCCAUCUCCACGGCCACAACUUCCAGGUCGUCUACCGCAGUCCCGAUGAAUGGGGCAACUACGAUGCCAACAAUCACACUGAUUUCCCAGAAAAGCCCAUGCGUCGAGACACUGUAUGGGUCAGGCCAAAUGGAAACUUCGUGAUCAGAUUCCGAGCUGACAACCCUGGUAUCUGGCUGUUCCAUUGCCAUCUUGAAUGGCACUUGGCUAGCGGUCUGAUCGCGACAAUGGUCGAAGCGCCACUCGAAAUCCAGAAGAGCAUCACCGUACCUCAACAACAUUACGACGUCUGCGCCGCUGCCGCCACACCUACUGCCGGCAAUGCCGCCGCAAACACAGUCGACGCUCUAGACCUUGACGGACAGGCAUUGAGCAAAGCGCCGCUACCCUCAGGCUUCACCGCAAAAGGCAUUGUCGCGCUCGUCUUCAGCUGCAUUGCAGCUUUCCUCGGAAUGGCAGUCAUUGCAUGGUACGGAGCUGCUCCGCUCUCUGCUGCAGAAAUGGCACAGACUCGAAGAUUCGUCGCCAACGCAUGUGGUUCCACGACAUGA